Molecule: messenger RNA, 4098 nt
Organism: Pocillopora meandrina
Lineage: Eukaryota; Metazoa; Cnidaria; Anthozoa; Scleractinia; Pocilloporidae
Source: the annotation of a GenBank genome assembly
UUACUUCAAAAUGUUGUAGCCACUACAGUACUGUGGACAAAACCAGCCCCAAGUUGGACCCAAACGGAUUCAAAUGACAUCAGAACAGUUGAUAUUCAAGUGUUGAAGGGCAGCACCCACAUACAUCUCAGUUGGAAUUACACUUUGUCAGAAGGUUCAGAUCUGAAGAUAACAACUUUUUCCAUCAAUGAUGGCAGCAGCUGGAAUGACAUUGGAGUUAUAUACCAUGCUGACAAUGACAUUGUGAUAUAUAGCAAAAAUAAUUACAGGACGCGAUUUAAUAUCAGCGAUAGUAAUGUGACCACCCUGAUAUUAAAAAAAGUGACUGAGGAUGAACGAGCAACUUUCCAAUGCAAGCUCUCCACGCUAAGUAACUCUUGGACCUACAGUAUUCUCGUGAAUUUUACAAGUAAGUGUCAGUUUGGUGAUAUCCAUCUUAUUACAUCCGACGCAUUGUGUAAAACUCCAGUCUUAAAUCACUCUCGUUACUUUUUAUUGUUUAAUUUAUCAACCAACCCCAACUGUGUCUCUUUGAUAAAAAUGUCUGGUUUUGGUAUCCGUACUUCCCCUCUGUAUUCAAUAUGUCCUAAGAUAUACUACUACCAUGACCAAACUUUCAAACCCAGUGUCGAGCUUUGGAAGGAUUUGCUAUUUUUGAUCUUCAGUCAAGACCCUUUAUAGUUACAGUAGCUGGUAGCCCCACCAAAAUGUUAUGGGGUCGAAGGUUACCCGGAGUGAUCAGCAAGCUACAGUUAUAGCACGCGUAGCUGUUCGCAUGUCUGAGAAAGUUAACAGAAAAAGCGCCCAAUUUUUCUUAAAAUGACCCCAAGUGCCCCAAAACUAUGCAAAACAGCAUAACCCAAAAACCAGCUUUAAAACAUUCUUAUAACCACGCCGGUAAGGCAAUGGUCCUUGUAUUAUCUCCUUAGAGUCAAAGAGUCUCAAUUGGGAGUGUAUAUCACAUUAAAAGCAGAACCAUGUGCAAUUUCCGCUUUGAAGGUGCAAUAGUCUGACGUAUGGGAAGAAUGGCGGUUUAAAUUGAUUUAGAAUUGACGAUUUUGGCUUAUUUUUUUGCCAGAGCGACAUCUGAAUUGGGUGGAGCGACCGUUAUCUGUUGUUGCUGUUGAACGUCACAACCUCACCCUUCGGUGGACCUAUAUGAAGACACUUGGCCUAGCGUCGUCAUUUCGAGAAGCAGAAUUUACUGAUCUUAGCAGCGGGGAAAAAACCAUUGCAGAGAAAGUGUUAAAUACUGCACCAAUCGUACAUACAGCUUAUAGACCUCGAUUUCAUGUGGAUUGUAUACAAGAUACUAUGGCGUCUAUAACAAUUGUUGGACUGAAAAGAUCAGACAGAGGAAGAUAUAGAUUUGAUGUUAAAACCCUCAGGGAGGACAUCAACGAACUGAACACGCUCUCCAGUAUCCUGGAACUCACAGUGCAUUGUAAGUAAACAAACAAAAGCUGUGUUUGGUCAUGUAAAAUGUGGCCUAUAUCUCUAAGACCAAGGUGUUUUUUUACUCAGUAUAAUGCGUAUCAUAACCAACGUAAGUUGCAACUUCAUUGGGAUGGAUCGUCAUUAUUGUGAUUGUGAUUAUCGUUAUCCUUUUUGCUUCAUCAUUAUCGUAAAGGUCAUCGACAUCAUUAUCGUUACUUUCAAUUCUUUUCUGCAUUCAUUUUUUCGUUGUCGUCGUUGCUCAAUUCGUUUUCUUCCUCCUGCAGAAAGUGACAACGUUUACAUUUUGGGCGAUACUUGUCGCUGUUAAUUUAGGAUCAUUGUAUAUAUACAAAGCUUUUGCCAGACAGCGUGUUAUAUAACUUUCUCGUAUGGUGUUCUUUUAUUUUUGUGUUAAAUAAGCGCGGUCGCAACUAGUAAAGCAAUGUGUGGAUUUGACUUUAACAAUAGUUUACUCGUUCUCUCUCUACUUUUUCUAACUAGUAAAAUGUGAUUUAUUUUCAGAUGCGGCGAACAUGACCAAUGUUAGCGACCACCAAACUGUGCAAGAAGGAUCUUAUCUUCAACUGUUAUGUCAAGCAUUUGGCAAUUCAACCCCAAACAUAACGUGGACCAAAGUGCUUGAAAAUAGUAACCAUUGUAAAGUGCUGCAUCAUGGAACCCAUUGGAAUUUAACAAAAAUUAACAGAACUGCUUCUGGUUUAUACAACUGUACAGCUGACAAUGGAAUUGGAAAUCCAGUGUGGCGGCUGAUAAAAGUCAAUGUUACCUGUAGGUGUAUCAUACCUUGUCACCGCUUUGAUUGGCAUUGAGAAUUUUAAUUCCCAUUAUUUUUCCAUCUCCCAAAACGACUGGUAAACCAAAAAAUGCCUCGGUUGACGUUCAAGAAGUAUGAGUGAUAAAUAUCUUUAAUAAGGUACUUCAAAAAAACCUCUUGACCGGGUGAAAGCAUUUGUAAAAAGUACUCUUGUCGGCGUCAAGGACUGACGUUUCGACGACAUAUACAGAAACUGAAAAGUUGCUUGUCAAAGAUAGGUGAAAGGGUUAUGGUAAAUGUUCGGCCCGUUUUACUGUGAUCUUGUUUACUACAAAAGUUAAUCAGCGUCAGCAAUUCAUCCUAACAGCAGACGCUAGCUGAAGUGGAUUAUUUUUACUCUUCUCUGCUUGUUUUUGUUACUUAGAUUCUGCUAAGGUUGUUAAACUUGCUCGCGAACAUCACGUUUCAGUACAAGGAAGUGUGCGUCUUCACUGCGAAGCCGAAGGAAAUCCUCCGCCUGCUUACACGUGGUUCCCUUGUGAUUCACAGACCCAAGUAUGUCAUGAGAGCACACUUACUGUUUCCAACGCUCUUAACUACGCCGUGUACUCUUGCAAUGUGGCAAAUGUUUUGGGCAAUGAUACAAGAGAGACCAAAGUUGUUAAGUUUUAAUUAAGCGAUGCUAACUUAGAGUUAUGAGGAAUUUUUACAUAGCUUCCUUUAUGAAAAUUUAAUAACAACUUCGCAGAUCUCCUUUGGUAUAACAAACGAUCACUGAAUGCAACUUAUUCCUAAAUGUAUUUAAACCUGAUCAUCACCUGCAAAUAAUUAUAUAUAUUCAAGGAAAGUUUAAUCAUACUCGGCCAAGCACUGGAAUAGCUAAUAUUAUGAAAUGAUUAAGAUUUCACGGGGUCAUAAUCAGUCAUAUCUUUCUAUGUGGAAACCCAUAAGUCAUCAUGCUAGCCAUACCAUGCUGACGAGGCUCAGCAAUACUGAAAUAGCUGACAUAGUUGUUAACUCGGUGUCUUAAUUUUCCCGCUUAUUUUCUUUGAAAAAGACCUCACUUGACUUCCAUUGUUGCCGCUGUGUCGCCUCCAGUAGCAUAACACAGCUUUAAACUAAUGUUGCUUGUUUGUUUUAUCAAAUAGUUAUAGCAGGCAAUGUGAUAAAUGUGACACUUUUCAUCAGUGAACAGUGUCCUGAUGAAAAUUUAUCUGAAUCCGUGUUGUGGAAGAACCUCGAACAAAAGGUAACUAUUAGGCAUGUGACACCACCACACACGUAAAUAGAUACCUUUAUUCAGCAGAACGGUGAUGAUGUACAUACGGGGUUCGCACUGUAUAAUUUUGCUAUCGUUUCUUGUAGAUCGAAGACCUAUUUAAAAAUGAAGGAUACAGGAGCACAGAAUUAACAAAUUACAGGUAUGUAGGCGAAAUGAAUUAUUACCUGGGUAAUCUGUCCUUUUUAUGUAUUUAGAAAGAUGUUGCUGUGGACUUACUGUGACUCAGGCAAAAACAUGAUGUAUUACAAUAGCUGGAAUUCCUACCCUACUCUUUUUUAGAAAUGUCUGCAGGUUAUUUUUCAGUCCUCUGUUGAACUUAUUACAUUGAGGAUGCACGAGAAAGGGGCCUAAGGUUUGCAGCCAGUUACUCUGAGAUACUAGAAAGUCUUAGGAUUUACAGCUGUUCUUAUAAGUAGACCUGUUUUUAAAUUCUUGUUUUUGUUCUGACCCUCCAAGGUGUGGUAGUGUGAUUGUUGAUUUGGCCUUGAAGUUCAAUUCCUCUGUUAAAGAAGAGAAGGUGCUUUCAAUGCUAAAAGAUUCUUCAGAGAAUGGAGGGCUGAAAGAGUUGGGUGUAAAAGCUUCAGAAAUAGUAGGUUGGCGACCC